This is a messenger RNA of Cololabis saira (Pacific saury), 2803 nucleotides long. RefSeq lists its product as uncharacterized. Lineage: Eukaryota; Metazoa; Chordata; Actinopteri; Beloniformes; Belonidae. The coding region runs from base 208 to 810 and encodes 200 amino acids. The transcript is spliced from 2 exons. The record is from RefSeq and is a predicted model, not a curated record.
AACAAACGCGCGUCUGUUCUCGGCAGUUUUUUGUCCUUCUUAAUUAUGAUCUUGUAGCUUCUGUAAACUAUUAUCCGGCUGUCAGAAAUGUUUUGCAGAUUCAAUAACUAACAGGUACCUCGUUAUGUCAAACUAUCCGGGAUGCAUUUAGUGACAACGGUGCUUGCAGUUUUGCGGAUGUUCUCAGGCGUGUCACUUGCAGGAUAAAUGGCGUCUCGUGCAACAGAGUGUUGUUCUAACAUCGUUUUGUCCGCCACAGCACUGUACUCUUCCUAUAAACUCUUCAAGGACCACAGGGGCCCCUCAGUUGGACUCUUUCUGCUCGGCAUCUCUGCAGCAUGUUGUACCCUCCAUCCCUCCAGUGCAUCCCUGACCUCCCUCUUCAGCGAAGCAGAAUGGGCCGGGGAGGUUCUGGCUCCAGUCCUGGUCUCCUUUGACUUCCUGUGGCUCAGUCAAGAUCACAACACAGCACGUGUUCUCCUGUGUGGCUCCUGCCUGCUGGUCGGACUCUCAGACCGGCUUUCAGCAGAUACUCUGACAGUCAUGACUCGCUGCCUGGGCUUGUCAUCCGUGUCCUGCUGCCUGACGGUGUGUCUCUUCGCGGGUAACGCUUUAGGGGCCAUGGGUGGCGUGGCCCUUAGCCUGCCCCUAGUUCUGGGACAGACACUUGGAUCUAACACUUUUGCUCCACUUGUUUCUCAAGCUGCUACAGAAGGACUUGUGAGGUCGCUUUUAAAAGGGUCAUUGUCCAUUGGCUGUUGGGCCUCAACCCAAGCUCUCAGCAAGUUUCUGCUGGAUGUGACUGAGUGAUGCAACAUGUACCUAAGUGAUGGCACAACUCUCCAACUGAUGCUUCAUAUGCCUCUAUUUGCAAACUGUGAUCCAUUAAUGAAUGCACUGUAUGAACAUACCAUAAGAGAUCUAAAGAAAAGAAAUAUAGUUACCCUUUUUUACUUAAAUGAAAUUAUUUUAACUGCUUUUAUCAGAUAAACAAACUGUCCUUUUAUCUAUUUUAAUCAAAAGACAACCUCUAAUGGAGUGCUAUAUUAACAGUUUCCCUUUAACCCAAUAAACGCUUUUUAACCUUAACAGACCUUACAUAAAAUAUACAAAAUACAUCUUGUUGCAUUAAUAAAACAGCGCAUUAACUUAGCUCCAUUUUACUUAAAUACAUUAUACACAUGUUAUUCCUUGACAUAACUGUCAACAGCAACUAAACUUGAGCCAAACAUAACAUUAAAACUAACAAAAACAAACCUUGUGCCUCUUCUUGACCAAGUGCUAAUGCGUUUCAUGUUAUUUAGGCACGCUUUUAGUGUUGAUGACACACUUCUAAACAUUUUUCUAACUGCUGUAAAAUCCUAAGCACUAAGUUUGUUGAGGUCUCGGCAAGACGCUUUCAAAAUAAAAGCACUGAAUAUAACAUCUAAUGACCUUGUCACGGUUUUGUCACUUCCUGUUUUAUUUUGAAGCCCAUAGCUGCGUCCGAAAUCGCAUACUUCCACCCUAAUGAGUAUGCAAAAACAGUAUGUGAGAUUUUUUAGUGCGUCCGAAACAUUAGUAUGUACACAAUAGUAUGCUCUAUCCAUACUCAUUCCAGAGAAAUGUAUUAGUGUGGAUUGAUGGACACUAGCUAAGCAGAAACUUCCCACAAUGCAAUGCAGCGGUGUUUGGUUGCUAAUGCCGCUUUUGCACUGGUACCACCUCAGCUCGGUUCUACCCGUUUUGCGCUUUCGCACUAGGGCUGAGACGGGUAGAGGCGCUCCAAGUCGAUACUUUUUUCUGUAACCAUUUCAGUGAGGUUCUUUGCGGGCUGAGCAGGGACUAUUUCUGACGUCAUCACCCUCCGCGCCUCUGAUUGGUCGGGGGGCGGGGCCGUCAAACAUUUGAAUCAGGAAGCGGGAGUCAGAGCGAGGGGACUCGCGGCGAUUUUAUUAUAAAGCGCAAAACGUCUGUUUGGUGAUCCAACUGUGAGGUGCAGAUGUUCAUAAACCUGGUGGCUGUCGAGAAAAAAUUUAAAAAGCGAUGUAGACGGGCUGUUUUACUCUCAGCCGCUCCCGGCUCCAGCUGAUUUCUCAUCUGCGCCGACAUGAACAAAGGUGUUGCGCAAUCGAGUACGUCACAGCAGCUUCACCACAACCUGCCCACUUCUUCCCUGGCAGUGCGAAAACACACGUGUGGAGCCGUGUAAAGCCGCGCCGAGCCGUGCCAGGCUGAGCCGAUACUAGUGGAAAAGUGCCAUAAGUAGAAUAGAAUAGAAUACUUUAUUGUCAAUAUACCUGGGUACAGUGAGAUUGAAAGCAGCAUCACCUCUCCACUGCAAGACAGUGCAAACAAUAAGAAAUAUAAGAAAUAUAAAAAUAUAAAAAAAGGUUAAGUUGCAUUUGAAUAGUAAGUGCUGCGUAAGUAUAAUAAUAUUAUUAUAUAAUAUUAAUAUUAUAAUGUUUGUACAUAAUAUUAUAUGUCAUCUUGUUUCGGCCAGGAUAAACGGGAAAGAGCGGAGUUGUUACCAUGGUAACAACUCCCCCUCCCAACGGGAGUGACGUGAGCGCUCUCAGUAGUACGUACGAAUCAAUGCAUACUACUGAUAUUUACUCAAAAGUGUGCCAAACUUAAGUAUACUUUUUGAGUAUAUACUGUUUAGUAUGGCAUUUCGGACGCACUGCUAGUCUUGUCUGCCCCUGCUCCCUGCUGGUCCGUACUGUUUUCAUCCCUCUGUGUUUCCACGUUCAGGUUUUUGGUUCUUGUUUGGGCACUGGUUUUUUUGUAUCCUGCUCAGCAGCGCUUUUUGUUUUCAUAAAAU